UUUUUAGUUAUGAACUUUCGUAUUUGCCAAACUCAACGAACUGAUUUCAUUUCCCUCGAAGACUUGGGACCUCUCCUUCAAUUUUCAUUCUGAAUUUUUUGACGUGCAUCUUCCGAUGAUCGCCUCUAAGUUCAUCCGAAAAAGAACCAAUCCUUCCUGAAAAUAUUAUUGUGGCAUUUCUCUGUUGCUGCAUAUCGCCACCGAUCCCUCUCAUGCAGAAAAUAUGUUGCCUUUUCUUUUAUCGGAAUUUGUUAUGUAAAACGAAUUCCUGCGAUAUGCAUUCACAAAAUUACAUACAUAUAAACACACAUGUAUGUAUGCCUAUGUGUACUGAUUAAUUUCUGCGAUAGCUCGAUUUUAAUUUGUCUAUGAUACUGUUCUGGUUAGGGUUUUAGGCCAUGUUUUGGACAAUGUCGCCCCUGACAUUGUUCGAAAUCUGAAUAUAGCUGUGUUGUUUGAAGAAUUCUUAUUGGAAUUGGAUGAUUUACGUUGAAUUUCCUCCCAAAAAUGUCCUCAACUGGGACCUCCUUAGAGGAAAUGCUGGAUUCUCUGGGGCGAAGAGACGAUCAGAAGCCCAACGACAUGCCUCCAGCCCUCCCGGCACGGCCGACCUCUCGCACUCGCCUUCCAUCGAACAGGCGGGCAGCGCUGCCUGGCAUUGUUGAAGCAGUGAUGGAGCUGAGCUCAUUAAACUGUGCGAACAAGGAUGAUUCCAAAGGCUCUAGGUGGGAGAGUGUUGGGGCCAAAACUGUUAAAAAAGUGAAACAGGGGGAAUCACACUACCCCAUGGCUGCUUCAGAUGAGUCCAAGUCCGUAGAGAUGCUUGCCAACCCUCCCCUAGGGUCGAGCUUUAGGGAGUCCGAGAGGAACAUGGAUAUGGAGUAUUUUAUCAAACAUGUAGGGAAACUUCUUGUUUGGUGUCGGCUACUUAAUGGCCCAUGGGAAUCAGGAGAAAUGAAAUCUACUUCAGGCGAUGAAGUCUCUGUCCUUCUCACAAACGGAACUGUUUCCACGUUCAACAAACUGAAUAUUUUUCCUGCCAAUCCAGACAUUCUUCAGGGGGUGGAUGAUCUUAUCCAACUUAGUCAUUUGAAUGAGCCUUCAGUUCUUCAUAAUAUUCACCACAGAUUUUCUCAUGACAUAGUAUAUAGUAAGGCAGGGCCCGUUUUAGUGGCAGUCAAUCCUUUCAAAGAUAUCCAGCUAUAUGGGGAUGACUUUGUUAACGGUUAUCGACAGAAGCUCCUAGACAGCCCUCAUGUUUAUGCUGUUGCUGACAAAGCAUACUGUGAAAUGAUGACAGAUAAAAGAAACCAGUCCAUUGUGAUAAGUGGGGAGAGUGGGGCUGGGAAGACUGAAACUGCCAAGUUAGUGAUGCAAUAUUUGGCUGCACUUGGUGGAGGUAGUAACGGUGGAAUAGAAUCUGAGUUUCUGCAAACAAGCUAUAUAUUGGAAGCCUUUGGCAAUGCUAAAACAACUAGGAAUAACAACUCCAGCCGAUUUGGAAAGUUAAUUGAAAUCCAUUUUAGUGAUACUGGAAAAAUUUGUGGUGCUAAAAUACAGACUUUCCUACUUGAAAAGUCAAGAGUUGUUCAGUUGGCUCAAGGAGAGAGGUCCUACCAUAUUUUCUAUCAGCUUUGUGCUGGGGCUCCUUCUUGUCUCCAAGGUAGACUGAUGUUAAAAAGGGCUUGUGAUUACACCUAUCUCAAUCAGAGUGAUUGCUUAGAGAUCCAUGGUGUUGAUGAUGGCCAGAAUUUUUCUACUCUUAUGGAAGCUCUAAAUAUUGUUGGAAUAUCCAAAGAUGACCAAGAGCAGGCCUUUGAGAUGAUUGCUGCAGUAUUGUGGCUGGGAAACAUAUCAUUUCAUGUCAUUGACAAUGAAAACCACACAGAGGUUGUUGCCAAUGAAGGUAUUUGGAGUUAUUUUCUCAUAUCCACAGCUGUUAAAAACGCUGCUAACCUGAUCGGCUGUGGUAUUCCGGAGUUAAUGCAUGCUCUAUCAACACAUAGCAUACAAGCUGGAAAAGAUAAAGUUGCCAAAAAGCUGACACUACAACAGGCAAUUGAUGCGAGAGACUCCUUAGCCAAGUUAAUCCAUGCAAGCUUGUUUGAGUGGUUAGUAGAAAAGAUCAACAUAUCACUUGCAAGGGUCAAGCAUCACACUGGAAGUUCAAUAAGGAUUUUAGAUAUUUAUGGGUUUGAAUCAUUUAAGAAAAAUAGCUUUGAGCAGUUUUGCAUCAACUACGCUAACGAAAGGCUCCAACAACAUUUUAUCCGACAUCUCUUUAAAAUUGAGCAAGAGGAAUAUGAGUCGGACGGAAUUGACUGGGAAAAAGUAGAUUUUGUAGAUAAUCAAGAAUGUCUCAAUCUCUUUGAGAAGAAACCUCUUGGAUUAGUAUCUUUAUUGGAUGAAGAAUCAAAUUUUCCCAAAGCCACAAGUUUAACUUUUGCUGCUAAGCUGAAACAGCACCUCAGUGCUAAUUAUUGUUUUAAAGGAGAUGGGGCUGGAGCAUUUACUGUUUGCCAUUAUGCUGGAGAGGUUCUCUAUGACACCGGGGAGUUCCUGGAAAAGAACAGAGAUCCAUUGCAUUCCGAAAUCAUACAGUUAUUCUCACUGUGUAACAGCCAAUUGCCUCAAUUGUUUGCCUCUAAAAUGAUCCCAUCUCAGAAGCAAAGUGUGAUAACAAAAUUCAAGGACCAGCUUUUUAAAUUAAUGCAGCAGCUUGAAAGCACAACUCCCCAUUUUGUCCGUUGUAUAAAGCCAAAUAGUAAGAAGGUUCAUGGUGAAUUCGAGAAAGAUCUUGUAUCAGAGCAGCUUAGAUGCUGUGGCAUUCUUGAAGUUGUUAGGAUCUCAAGAUCUGGGUACCCAACCCGGAUGACACAUCAAGAAUUCACAAGAAGGUAUGGGAUCUUACUUCCUGAGAAUAACAUAUGCCAAAAUCCAUUAAAUACCUCAAUAGCCAUUCUACAGAAGUUUGAUAUCCAACCUGAAAUGUACCAGGUUGGUUAUACAAAGUUAUUCUUCCGAGCAGGACAGAUUGGUGCUCUGGAAGAUGUUAGAGGAGAAACUCUGACAGGUGCUCUUGAGAUACAGAAAUGCUUCCGUCGUCAUCUGGCUCAUCGGAGUAUUCUCAAACUUAAGGGGGGAAGUACCGCGUUGCAAUCAUAUGUCCGUGGUGAAAUCGUGAGAAGAGAGUAUAUUGCUUUACUAAAGCUGAAGCAGCAAGUUGCUGAACAAAAGAUGGAUGAGGCAGUUCUGCAACUACAAUCUGCAAUUCGUGGAUGGAUGGUACGAAGGCAUUUUAGUAACAGUCAGGAAUUGGAAGAAUCCAAUGCCAGUGAAGAACCAGAUAUGAUGAUUUCUGAAAUGCAGGAUGUUCUAACAGAACUGCCACUUUCUGCUAUUGAACUGCAAAAGAGGUUAGUGAUAGCAGAAAUGACUCUUGUAAAAAAGGAAAGAGAAAAUGCUGUCUUGAGAGAGAAAUUACAACAGUAUGAGGCCAAGAGGUUGGAAUGUGAAUCCAAGAUGAAAUCCAUGGAGGAGAUGUUGCACAAUCAGAUGGCAUCAUUACAAAUGAGUUUGGCUGCCGCAAGACAAAGCAUCUGUGCUGAUAAAUGUAGCACUAUAUCUGAAAAAUACUGUGAUAACGAAUCACCUCGGUUUUAUGAUUGUGAGGAGGCCUCUUCUCAGAAUCCCAGUGCUAGUGCUCUCAUCAAAUAUUCCAGCAAGGGUACUGCAGCUUCUACAUGUGGGGACAAGGGCGGCUUAGAGUUAGCUGCUCCUCAGCUUGAGCCGAAAAAACAUAAGUUUGUUGAUGAAGUCCGGGCUGUUAUGAAGAUCAAGUCAGUUAGUCUAGUUCGGAUGAGUCCUAGAGAUGAACUGCAGAAUAUGAAAAACAAGCUCGGAGCAUGGAAAACAGAUAUAAAGGGUAAGUUAAAGGAUGCAAAGCCAAAAUCACAGAAGCCUGGGCAUGCUGAUGGUGAAAAAGUUAAUCGAAAAUGGAAUGAUCUUGUCCCACAACGCCGAUUCAGUUUACAUUAGUUAGGUGCAUAUACUCCUGGUAAUUCUGACGAUGUAUGUUUUUUACAUGGAUUUUGUUGUUGGCCGGAGGCUCAACCAUCCUUGUCCUCUAGCUUAUGAGAGUAAGAAGGUAAGUAGCAUUAGUAUGUAAUAGAUGUUAGUUGUAUAUUGUUUCAAACAAUAUGUUUGUAUUAGGAUAUUAUUGGAGGUGAUAUGUAGAAUCACACAAAUGUGUACAACAUUUUUCAGUCUUCAUUUAUAAAAGAGCAUGUAUUUUGAAGUGUA
Salvia splendens (bonfire salvia) is the source of this 4302-nucleotide messenger RNA. RefSeq names its product myosin-2. Gene Ontology annotation, cellular component: actin cytoskeleton; cytoplasm; myosin complex. Gene Ontology annotation, biological process: actin filament organization. The record is from RefSeq and is a predicted model, not a curated record. Gene Ontology annotation, molecular function: microfilament motor activity; ATP binding; actin filament binding. The transcript has 25 exons. Lineage: Eukaryota; Viridiplantae; Streptophyta; Magnoliopsida; Lamiales; Lamiaceae. The coding region runs from base 508 to 4038 and encodes 1176 amino acids.